Molecule: messenger RNA, 5379 nt
Organism: Lethenteron reissneri (Far Eastern brook lamprey)
Lineage: Eukaryota; Metazoa; Chordata; Hyperoartia; Petromyzontiformes; Petromyzontidae
Gene: BCL2L14
Product: BCL2 like 14
Biological process (GO): regulation of extrinsic apoptotic signaling pathway
Source: RefSeq, a predicted model, not a curated record
GCGCGGCUCGAGAGAGACACCAUCGCCGGUCCGCGCCGCUGUUCCAGCCGCUCCCUUCAUCCUCAUCCUCCCUCAUCCUCCCUCUCUCCUCCGAUGGUUCUCGUGUCCACGGAGUCUGAGAGUCAAACACAGACAGCCAUGGAGGACGAUAGCGGUGGCGGUGGCGGCGGCAGCGACGGCAGUAACACCGGCAAGCCCGGGGGCCCGGGGGACAGCAUCCUGUCGUUUAAGGACGAGACCAAGAAGGUGCUCGAGAUGUUCCUGCGUCGCAGCCUGAGCGCGCCCGAGGAGACGGCGGUCGGUCGCGUCGGUGGCUGCUACCACUCGGAUUACGACCACCGGCACCAACGGUGCCAUCGCCGGCGGCAGGGCAAUGGCUCCGUCGUCAAAAGAGUCCAGGACACGGUGGACGGCGAGCGGAAAGACGAAUUCUACGAGAAGGUGGCGCGGCAGCUGGAGCGUUUGGCAAAUCAGCAUCAGCUGCGCACAGCACAGUCUCACGACGUCGACUCGUGGGUCUCGCCCGAUGGGGUUCCCAGACCCCUGCCGGGGACUCCCAUCGAGGGGUGGAGGAUCACGCCUGAGCCUGGCCCGCCGCCGGGCGAGCCACUCGCACGCACGCGAGUGGAACGUGUCGCGAAGCCCACCCCGUCGCCGGAGAGGACGCUCUCGCGCGUGUCGGCGAAGGAUGACAGCAGGGUGCCGAGGAAGGACCACAAAGUGCCUGCCGGCACCAAGAGCGGCUCCACGCCGAGCUCGGCGCAUCGCGAUUGCGUGGAGGUGGACCCCGAUUGGAUGGAGACGCACGAGAGGAUCAACAACGCCGAGGAGAAAAAGCACGGAUUCAAAACGCGCAUCAAAAAGCUCAUCCGCUGGGACAGUUUCAAGCACGGCAAGAAGAAGAAGAAAAAGAAGGAGGAGGAGGAAUCGGCGGACAUGAUGGUGGCGCAGGGUUGGUCCGACCGUGACGAGGAGAUGCUGAGGGGUCAGGCUCACCGGAGGGGGGCGCCCCUCGGCGAGGCGGAGGGCGAGGUGGAAGAGGAGGAACGGAGGAGGAGUCCGCCGUGGCCUGGCACGCCGCAGCAGUCCUUGAGCGGCAGCGGCUCCGGCGCCGGCGGUCGCAGCGGCAAAAGCAAGUGGCGAGGGAUCGGAUUCUUCUCAUUGAGAAGGAAAUCCAAAGCGGCCGUUCCCUCUGGUGAGCCCGCCCCGACGUCCCCUCGGCCGUCCACGCUGCCGCUGAAGAACAUCUUCCGGCCCAGCAAGAAGAAGGGGCAUAGCGCUGUCCAGGAAGCGGUUGACAUCGAGAAGCCCGAAAUCGACGACAAAGUUACGCGGCAGCUGGAGCGUCUGGCAAACGAGCUGUCCACGGCAGAGUCCUUGCACCUAGAAUCCGAUGGGUUGCCCAGACGCCCGCCGGGCACUCCCGUGGAGGAGCGGAGGAGCACGCUCGAGCCUGGCCCACAGCUCUCCGGCCCCGUACAAUCCGUCGAGGAUCCCAGACCGUCGCCGGGAAGGACGCUGUGGCGCGCGUUGGCGAUGGACGGCGGCAAGGAGCCGAAGACGGACCACAAAGCAGCUGCCGGCUCGGCGGCGGCAGCGGCGGCGGCGGCGAACAAGACGGAGCUGCAAAACGAGACGGAGCUGAUCGCAGAGCUCGUGACCCUGCUCGGAUUAAGCGGCGACGCCCUCGAAAAGCAGAUCCAACAGGACGUGGACCUGCGCAGCAUUUCCUACAUCUUCUUCUGCAAAUUCAUCAACGCGUACAUCACGGCCGAGACGCAGGACACCACCCCCAGCCCGGAGGUCUGUCGCCCGGUCCACGUUCGCGCCGCCGCCGCCGCUGCCGCCGCCACUCCCAACAAAUCUCCCGCCACGGACGUCGUCGAUUCGAGCGUGGUCGCCCCGGUGGUGGCUCCGGUGGUGGCCCCGGUGGUGGCCCCGGUGGUGGCCCGGCAGCCGACGCCCGGUAGCGACGCAUCGGUGCGGCCGCCGGAGGUGUUGCAGAUCGCCUUGGCGAUGGACCUGACCAAGAGGAUGGCUGGAAUAAACCAGCGGGCGGUGACAAGGAUCAUGGGCUUCGGAGCUCAGUACCUGGAGGAGAGGUUUUCGCCGUGGAUUAUGAAGCAGGGCGGCUGGCACAACAUUUUGGAUCCCGACAGCGUCUCGGAGUACGAAGUCGACUGAAGUUUUCACAAAUGGGAUGAAAACACUCCUGUUAGUGCACUAUGUAUAUAUGCAUGCCUUUGUCGGAGGGAAAAUGUAUCACUGGUGAUGGGAACACCGAGGUCAGAUGCUUUGGCACCUUGGUGUCUCCACAUGUUUUCAACGCCCCCGCUGUGCCGUUCUUGCAACGGUUAGCGAUGGACGUACAGUCUGUUCUCCUGUAAACACGUGUUGUUUUCACCACGUGAAUUGGAUAUCACGCGAUGAAUGUACUCGGGAACACUUUUUCACUACGCGGAUGCGAAUUGGAUCUAACGCGAGGUAGGAGUAAGCGGUUGUUCGGCUGCCUCUGCGUAGCGUCUCAUAGGGCGGGAUACUGCUGGAUGCUUCUAGAUGCUACCCACGCUCCUCAGUCUUGGCUCGGCCUGCGUACGCAUCUCGCACGUCAUCGCCGACCGUGCUUUACCCUCUGACAUGUGUUUAGUUAUUUUAACGCGAGAUUUUUCCAUAACGCGCGGUGUUCCUCAGGAAACGGGACCACCACCGCGUUCUAGGAGAACAGCCGUGACACUCCGAGUGCCGAUGCCGCGUGCCAGUGAGCCGCCGGCCAUGGCGGUGCCGAGCGUUGACAAAUUUCUUAAGUGAUGGGACGCGCUUCAUGGAUAUGCGGCACAUUGACCGGAUGUGAUGAGAGAGGACCCCCAAAUAUUUUAAUGCAAAUCAACCUGCUGCUGUGACGAUUUAUUUUUGUUAGAUAAUUAUAAUCGAAUUUGGUGUUCACUUGGCUGCAUUUUUUAUGCCAAGGCUCCUACAUAAUGCUCCGAGGGAAUGAACCAAAGUUUUGUCAAACUUGUAUUUUGUAAUUUUCUUUUUACAUUCACGGGGAAGCCAUGUUUUUACUAAAAAGUUCAAGUUAAUUCCGACCAGCGCGUACCGAGUUGCCGCGCCCUCGGUGAUGUCCACGGUGCGUUUGUGGGAAUUCUUACAUCGAUUUAAUUUUUCUAAAGGAAAAACUGCUGCAGGGACAGAGGCCUUUUUACUUGAAAUUGUUUUCAACGGGACACUGUGAAUGCGGAUCAUGCCACUGAAACUCGUAAAAAAAAAACUAAUACAGCCUGUGUUUUGAACGUUGUUGGGAUCUUCCGUGCUAUUAGUCGUCCGUGCCUUAAUACUAAGUUUACUACUGAACAUAAUGUUUGAAUGCGUUUGUACGUGGCAUAUGGGUGUAAUAUAAUUUUAAAAUAAAUACUGUAUUGCACGGAGCAAUGAGUUUGCGAACUCUGCGACGCCGCUGUCGGUCGUAUUUUUAAAUCCUUUAUAUUAAGUUCGCUUGCUUGCUUAGGACCGUGCAAAUCUUUCGGUCGUUUUUUAACCCACUUCUCGUGAUCCAAUCGAGCUGACAUUUUCCACACAGACUCGUUGUGCGUGACAAUUAAUGUUCGUGAAUUUUUUUUCUCAAAAAUUUUACACUUUUUAGGACAAAAAUAUUAUAUUUAAUUACCAAUUGCUUAAUGGUGCAAUGCAAUCAUCUGACCCAUAGGUGGCAGCCAUCUCAAGCCAGAGGACGAGAGGACUCUAGCCGCCACGCAUAUAAAGGAUUUAUAGUGAAAAACUUUGUUUUUCUGGGUUAUACUUAUUGUUGUUUUACGUCGAGGCUGUGACGAAUGACCCCAAAAGUGACAAUCGGACGAAGGUUUCUGUGACACUGAGGCUGUGCUUUAUCCAUCACCUCCGGUGAUCGACGAGACCAGCGUUAUAGCCGAAUCCAUCGAUGAGUGGAGCAUUUUUACGUUUCUAUUUUCUUUUCCCCCACCACCAUGGCAAACACGGCCAUGGGAAAUGCCUCCAAUUAUAUUGUGAUUAUCGCUGUUUUAUCAAAGCGUUAUUUAAAUAUGACCACAUGUUGCUUCAAUUUUCAGGAGUAUAAUUUGGAACGUAGCCACCGCUAUUUCGGGUUAAUUCGCAUCCGCAACGGUGAGGCGAAAUAUCCCGAAACGUGUUUCUCGGCAUACUUCUUGAAGGGCUGUCAGCAGCAUUAUUAAGUCGUCAAAUUCGCUCAAACUUAACCGUUGACUUUUAUCCCACAAUGGCGAUGCAUAUUUAAUUAGCUUUAAUUGGUGUGGGCUUAUUAAAUUAUUUCUCUCUUCGGUUAUCGAUGCAUGAAGGUUCCACUUUUGUGUUGGGUAAUUGUGCAAGUGUUGGUAAAUGUUAAAACUGGAUUACGAUGUUGAUGGAACGAAUGUUCAACCAAAAAGAACGGAAACGGCAACUAACAAAAAUGAACUUUACACGUGCUUUAAUAACCCAGGGGAAGAACGCUGAAAUGCUGCACGUGUUCAAUUGCAAUGCAUUGCACUGCAUUGGUGUAAAGUGUGUUGGGCAUUAAUGAGGUAGUUGCGAAAUUGUUGAGCUGAAUUUGCGAUCUGUUUUAUAUGUGUGAAUUGUGUUGAAGUCGUAAAAUGUGACCCCCUCACAGAGUACAGUUUGCUAAGAAUGCCCUAUUCCAUACCAGUGCUCUGCCUAAUUACAGACCAAUUCAGACCUUAUUGGUCACCAGGUGACCCUUAUAAAUCUCAAUGUUCAUCCUAUAAAGUCCCAUCACGAGGGAGAAACACAAACAAAUCGAUUUUUUUUGCACGUUUUGAAACGGCUGUACGUCGUAUGGACCUGCAAACUCAAUUUCCCUGUACAAGAAUGUGGGGUAAACCGUAUGGGUUGACAGCUCUGCUCUUGCUACCAGACUUGUGGAUGAAUGGCUUGGAGUACACGUUCAACUUCCAUCCACCUCGUAUAUAAAACUAGAGCAUUAUUCUUCUUCACAUCUUGCCCAACUCUAAUAGCAUCUAUGCAAGUGAAUAGCAAAUUUAAUACAAGAGAAUAACAUUUUCAGGGAUGAAGACUUUUCGUUUAUUUGAAAAGUACAAAAAAGAAAACUAGUAAUGUUUCAUAUCGAAUGUUUAACUUAGUUUGUACUUAGCCAAUGGAUUCAACACGGGUGACAAAUUGGUGAGAAUGUCAUUGGUAUGUUUUACACUUGAAAAUGUGAGCAUGUUGAAGAAGAGUGGGUGGUGGUUGAUGGUGAAUGUGUUUUUUUACGAUUAUCAUUUUUCAUGCUUUUAUAAAAAAUAACAUUUAUAUUAAAAAAAUGCCUUCUGAUUCAGAGGCACAAGUACAGUGUGUGUACGGCAUUUCCAAUUAAAAUGCAUCGCGCACAAA